Molecule: messenger RNA, 3147 nt
Organism: Prorocentrum cordatum
Lineage: Eukaryota; Dinophyceae; Prorocentrales; Prorocentraceae
Source: the annotation of a GenBank genome assembly
AUGGCCACUGGGCAGGCACCUUCCUGGCCGACGCCGCCGUGCUCACCACGUGCGCCGCGAGAGCUGCUGGGCCUGCUGCUGUGGCUGUGCCAGGCUCGGGCGGUGGGCCCCGAUCCGCAGACGGAGGCCUACGCCACCUUCCUGGAGGGCGUCCUGCAGAUCGAGCAGGGCGUCGGCCGCGGGCCGCCUCGGCCGAGCAGGCCGCUGCCGCAGGGCCUCGCGCUCAGCAAGUACGGGGACGGCGUCUGGCAGGUCCGCGUCGGCGAGCACGACGUCGUGCUCGCGCAUGCCGAGGUCAUCGGCGCCGCGGGCGGCAGCGUCCUGGAGGGCGGCGCCUGGACGGCGGGCGGCCGGGGCGCGAGGGCGGUCUUCCGCGAGCUGAGGCUUCGCGGGGGCGACGAGCUCCUCGUGCUGGUGGGCGCGCGCGGCGGCGACGGGGAGGGCGCCCGGGCGGGAGCGGGCGGCGGAGGCGCGUCGCAGAUCCUGCGGCUGUCCGCGGGCGGCGAGCGCUGCGACCUCGUGAUCGCGGCCGGCGGGGGCGGCGCCGUGCUGGCGAGCGAGGGCGGAUCCGCGGUGGGGCGCGCUGGCUGUCCGACCGCGGGCGUGGAGGGGCCGCUGACGGGGGAAGAGCUCCCCGAUGGCCACGGUGGCAGCGGGCAGGAGGGCGGCGGCGCCGGAGGCGGCGGCCUGGCGUCUGCAGGUCGGGGCGCUCCAGGGGCCGGGGGCGGGCGCCUGCUGGACUGCCGCCGUGCCCGCCUCUACUACGGCGGGGCCGCGGGGGGGUCGCCGGUGCCGAGGCUGGUCGAAGGGGCCGCUUGCGGGCGGGCCGUGGUGGGCGCCGUCGAGCGCACUUCGACGAGCGGCGAGUGCAAGUGCUCGGACGCAGGCCACGUGCUCGUGCCCGCCCGGGGCGCACAGUCUGGCGGACGCUCGGGCUGCCCGGCCGCGGGCAGGCGCUACUUCCCUGCAGAGCCGGCCGCAGACGUGGAGGGGUGCAAGUGCGGGUCGUUGGAGCACAUCGGCCGCCUUGGGGACUCGAAAGCCGCCUGCGGACGUGCCGUGACGGGCGCCAUGGAGCGCAGCUCGAACAGCAGUGAGUGCAAGUGCUCGGGCGCGAGCCACGUGCUCGUGCCCGCCCGGAGCGCGCAGCCUGGCGGACGCUCGGGCUGCCUGGUCGCGGGCAGGCGCUACUUCCCCGCAGAGGCGGGAGCAGGCGUGGAGGGGUGCGAGUGCGGCGAGCUGGAGCAGCUCGGCGGCCUGGGGGACGCCGACGCGGGCAGUGCCUCUGGCGGCUUCGGAGGCGGCGGAGCCGGCGGCCUGACGAAGGAAGGCUGGACUGGACGGGCUGGAGGCGGCGGCGGCGGCGGCGGUUAUUGCGGCGGGGAUGGAGGUGACAGAUCGGCGCGGUCCGGGAGCGCUGGCACCAGCUUCGCCAGCAGCUCUUUGGAAACGCGCGUCGACUGGGACACUGCGGUUGGGACGUCUGGCGGCUUGGUGCGGGUAGUUUUUCGGUGCGUGCCCGGCUACGAACGAAACCGAGGGAUCGGCAUCUCGAGUGGCUUGGCUUCGAUGUGCAAGCAGUGCGAGAAAUACCAUUACUCGACAGAUGGAUGGGCUUGCCUCUUUUGCCAGGGCGUAACGGAUGUGACCGUCGGGGCCACCACUUGCAGCACUACGGGCGAAAAGUUGUGUCCUAGGGGCUAUGAGAAUCAGAAUGGCACGUGUGGGCCAUGCAGCAUCGGAUGGUUUUCCGACGACGACAGCCUGCGUUGCAAGUCAUGCAAGGAUCCAGCCGUCGUAGUCAGCCGGUCUCCGGAGAACCUCACCACCCUGACCAAGGGCUCCACAUCCUCCACAGAGUGCGUUUGCGACAUCGCAACCGUUUACGACCAGGACAAGCGGAGGUGCAUCGCGUGCCCAGACGGCCUGGACUGCAGCAGGAAGAAUUUGUCGCUGAGCGCCGUCUCGUCGAUGCCCGGAUACUACAGGCACGACGGGAUGCAGCUGUCGGGGCCCAGGCCAUGUCCGAACGCGAAGGCUUGUCUUGGGGACCAGCGGUGCGCGCCGCUGCACGAGGGGCCCCUGUGCGCAGUGUGCUCCGCAGGAGCCUUCACGAGCUUCAGCGGCUUAGACUGCGUCGAGUGCGACAGAGAGGAGAGGAUCUUGUCUAUCGUGUACGUGUUGCUGGCACUGGGGGCGGUCGUCGGCUUUGCUUUGGCCGUGGCCGCUGCUACUCGGGGGAGGUGGUCUGCCAUGGUGGCGCGGUACUCACACCACUCCAGAUUCUCCAAGCAACUCGUCAUCGUGCUGGUACUCUACUGCCAGCUGCUGAGCACGGCGACAGUGCUGCUCAGGUUCGAGCACCCCGAGCAACAGUCGCGGGACGAAACGCUGGAGAUGUUGAUGGUCGAAUUCACCGAGUGGUUUUCUGCUGUCAUGUCCCUGGACACCGGGGCCCUCAGGUCGUAUCUGUCCGCUGUCCGCCCGGAGUGCUGGCUCCCGAGCAUGACGGGCCUGCACUUGCAGGUGCUCGUCCCCGUGGGCACCCCCCUCGUGCUCUGGCUCCUGGUCCCUUGUGCCGCUUGCCUCCUGCAGCUGCUGCCAGACGGGGCCCGGAACUACCGGUCGAGGCGCGGCCUGGCCGCGUUCGCGCUCGCGUGCCUGGAGAUCACGUUGGUGGGGAUCCUGCGGCCCAUCAGCGGCAACCUCAGUUGCGACACGGAAGGGUUCGCGGGGGAUGGUUUUCUGUUCGUCGACUACGGGUUCCAGUGCGAGCAGCGGGUGCCAGGCAAUUUCAAGGACGGCGCGGGCGAGGUGACGGCGUCGUACCACUUGCUCCGCAUAGCUGGUCCUUGUGCCAUCGGCCUCCACCUCUUGUGCGUCGGCGUCAUGAUGACAGCGCUCUUCCAGUCCUACAGGAACGAGAUAAGGAGGCACUCGGCCUUGGUGUCGAGGGCGGACCUGAUAGAGGAGCCCGAGGACUUGUUGACCAGGCGAAGGGCCAGAGCGACUGUCAAGUCGUCGCAGUUCAAAGUAUUUCCGAGCGAUUCGCGCAAAGCGUUCGAAUACGCAGCAGUUAGUCUUGACCACAGAGGGCUGCACUCACGACCUGGUCUGCAGAGACGCAGGCGUGCUGAGCAGCACUAG